Molecule: messenger RNA, 318 nt
Organism: Diaporthe citri
Lineage: Eukaryota; Fungi; Ascomycota; Sordariomycetes; Diaporthales; Diaporthaceae
Exons: 1
Coding region: 1-318 (105 amino acids)
Source: RefSeq, a predicted model, not a curated record
AUGAGUCGAUGCUUCCUGACAACCGAGACAAUUCCUUUACGGCUGCGAUCGAGUCAAGGGGGUUCCAGCGUUUCGCCCAAGUCCAAAGCGCCAAGGAAGAGGGAAAAGCUUGGUCAGAAGAAGAACCAGAGUGUCAAGUUGCCAUCAUCCCUGAUGCUCACAUUGCAGGGGCAGCGCCGUAGUGACGAGGACCUAAUAGACACGAUUCGUCGGUUGGCCGAGUCAGCAGCUGCGGCAAACCAGGACGAAGAGAAGGCCACUGCGGGCGCCCUGGUGGAGGACCAGUAUGGUGAAAAUAUAGCAGGCCCACCCAGUUAG